UUCUCCCGGCAUUCACGACAAAUUGUGAGCUGUGAAAGAUGCCAGCCGUCGCCGUAAAAGGUCAGUGCCAAUCCACAAUACCCAAGUGAUAAUGCCCACAGAUCAUGGGACCUUGCAAGGCAGUGUGGCGUGACGCGCAACUUCUCUCAGGCAGCUAAGUAGCAUCGCUCUUACAAUUCCUGUGCUCGAACCUAAGUCUUACGUCUUUUUGUUCUUUUCUCUAAUCGCCCUCUUACUCUAUUCUUUUCUCAAAGAUUGUAACAUCAGAAGAACAUCGGGAACAAAUGCCUAAUCAUCCCGUUGUGGUUUCAGGUGCGAUAGUAGUGAUUGCCGUUGCUGCCGCAGCCGCAGUUGCAGUCUACGAAUCCCCUCAAGCUCGACAAUUUGCGGAAGAUGUCCGAAGACGCAUAGCCAUUGCUCUACAUUCCUUAGGCGAUGAAAUAAAUCCAUCCUCCCAACAGCCUCGAUUCAACCGUCCCGAAGAUGCAGAAGGCUUCAUGCAAAGCAGGGCCGAACCCGGCAUGGAUGCAGAUGAGGAAUCCAAACGACGUCAGAGAGAGGAGUUGAUGCAUUGGAAUGCUGUGCGCAUGGAGAAGAUUGAGAGAGAGCGGAAGUCCGCGGAAGGAAGACCUGCGAAUAAGACCCGUGGAGCGAGCUUCGAUGAUUUCCUGGAGCAGGAUAAGACAGCUGAAAAGGGAACUUAUGUCUACAAUACCGGUACGGAUUUGAGCCGCGAGGCUGAAGAAGGAUUACGGAGUCGCGGAGUACGUGGCCUAAAUCGAGGAUCAGUUUACGCAAACCCCUUCGCAGACGAGAAUCACAUCGAGAUGGACGAGCAGCGAGCUGUAGAUGCGAGUCUAAUGUCUCCAGAUGCCUCAGAGAAGUUUGAAGUCAUGUCGGACCUUUAUUCUGCGAACGAAGACCCCAAGCCCUCUCGCAAGACUACUGCUACCACUGUGGAGCAGUUGGUUGAUCUUUCAGAGCCUUUCCCAGACCCGCCUGUUUCAUACCCUACUAUGGAGGACUUGCACGCGGAUACAAACUUUGUGAAUAUGGAACGGGAUAACUCACCCUUCGCUUCCAUUCAUGCCUGGGCCGACAACACAAAUCAGACCUUUCACUCUUCCUCCCCGGCCACCCCUGGAGCUAGCACACCUCAACAGCAACAACAAUACAACGCUGUCCCAGGAUCGCCCCUCUUCAGCGAUCCUCCGGAGUCAGUUCCAGGUGAUGUUACCCCCACAGAUUCUGUCUCGUUGGCAGGGUCAGCAGAGGAUGUAUGGAAUCCCAGAAGCGGUGCUACUAGCGAAGCAGAUGUCAUGAGCGUAGACGGCGAAGGCAUCAGCACGCCAGGUAGCUGGACAGAGGUUGGAAGUGAAGUUAGCGACAAUGAUAUGGUGGCCGGUGUGCAGCACUAGAUUUAUUGUUCUCAACAUACUCUUCCACUGCUUACUAUGGGUGUCUGGCUUUUGGCGUCAGACUGGAGUGGAAAUUGGUGGCACAUCAGCGCCUAGGAUACAGGACUGGAAUGGCGUUAGAAUAUUUGCUCGUAGGGUUUGCUAAUAGG
Molecule: messenger RNA, 1567 nt
Organism: Amorphotheca resinae ATCC 22711
Lineage: Eukaryota; Fungi; Ascomycota; Leotiomycetes; Helotiales; Amorphothecaceae
Exons: 2
Coding region: 285-1418 (377 amino acids)
Source: RefSeq, a predicted model, not a curated record